Molecule: messenger RNA, 14212 nt
Organism: Parus major (Great Tit)
Lineage: Eukaryota; Metazoa; Chordata; Aves; Passeriformes; Paridae
Gene: IKZF1
Product: IKAROS family zinc finger 1
Exons: 6
Coding region: 9224-10528 (434 amino acids)
Biological process (GO): regulation of transcription by RNA polymerase II
Molecular function (GO): DNA-binding transcription factor activity; RNA polymerase II cis-regulatory region sequence-specific DNA binding
Source: RefSeq, a predicted model, not a curated record
AACUUUUUUCUUCUUUCCACCGCACCUCGACCUGUGUCCGUGUGAUCUAUUCAUCUUCAGCGGUAACAUUCUUCCAAGUAAAAGGCAUUUACACUGGCUAGGGCAUGAGACUAGGAGCAGAGAGGAAGUUUGACAGAAACUUUGCCUGCUAUACACUUUCAGAUAUUCCAUAAAUGCUGAGAUGGCAGGAAAUGCCAACAAUGAUAGCCUAAAUAGAUAAUUAACCCUUACAGGUGAACACGUUUGGAUCACCUUCUGAAUGCAUGGCGCCAGUUUUUACAGCUUAUUACAGAUCUUAUUCUAGUUGCAUGUAACUGUGUCUCCUCUGUCCAUUUUGGCUCUUCCUGUCAGUGUAAGACUGAGAAAGGGAAUGAAUUAUGCUUGGGGUUUUUCUACUGCCAUUUUUUUCCCAAUUGUUUUGUUGGGACUUUUUUUGUCUCUGAUUUUACAUUGUGGCACAGGGCUCUUGGAAAAGAACCUCUGUUACUCCUAAACACUGCAUGAACAUCAACAGAACACCCCAAAGAGUUUGCAGUCUAAUUAAGGCUAUAGAUGUACAUAAUUGAUUAAUUAAGCUUUACAAGUCCUAGCCAAGGUAAGUGUAAGGUUGGGCAGAAUGAAAUAUAAUCAAUUGUGCUGUGCAAUCUAAAUCAUAUACACUUCUGGAGACCAGAGAGAAAAUUUGUUUUUCUAACAGAUGCAGCAAAACUGUCUUGUGUGUUCUUCUUCGGGGUGCAGCGGAAUUGGUUUGGUUCAAAGUACUCAACUUUGUUUUAAACUACAUCUCUUUAGCUUGAAAAGUACAAUUGAAAAUACAAAGCAGGUAAAAGUAGCUAAAUUAAGGGUUUGGUGAUCAUACAUGAGGGAAUAAAAUAAAUAUUGUCUGUGAAUUAUUAGAUCACUUGAGAAAUCAGGAAAUAAUUAGUUUUCUGACUUCUAAUUAGUCUAGAUCUUAGUACAGAGAAGCAAUCUACUGUAUCACUUGGUCUUCUGGAAAAAGAGGAGAUCUGAUUCUAAGCUCUGUGCCUGAUUUGGAAAGGCAGAAAUCCUGGGAUGUACCAGUGCAGUGAGUGAAAUUCCAGCCUGGUGCUGAUGUGACAGAAGUGAGUGAGGCUGGUUGUGGGAGGCUGGGCAGGUGAAGAUAAAGUAGGCGCAUAAGCCCAAAUUUCAGGAUAUCAAAUCCUUAUUCAGACUUUAUUCUGAGAUAUUUCUGAAGAUCUUUUGUGUUCAAGAAAAAAUACUCUAGCAAUUCAGUUUUGGAGUGAGAUUUCACACCUCAUAACUGAACAUGUAUGAGAAGCACUAUGCAGCUGAGCUGGAGAUGGCACAGUUUUCAGUUUUAGGUCAUUUCCCACACCAGACGUACAGGCUGAGCCCCUCUCCUCUCUUUUCUCGGACCACUGAUUAUUUUGCCAUGCUGGCUUCAGUGUGGAGAAUAAUUAAAAAGUUCUUUGACUAUGCUUUUGCUUUUUUCUUUCCUUGAGGUGGUUGCCUUUUUUUUAUCUCUCUUGAAACAGAGUGGUAGCAUGGGAAAAACUCAGCUGAGAAAAAAAGGAAACUUCCUUCUUGCUUCUGCAUCAGUCUGAGGAAGAAAAAGUUUACUUCUUAUCUUUGAACAAUCCUGGAUAAGGGAGAGCUGCCUGAGGGCUCCAAGCAUUUGAUAUCCAGUAUUUUAUGGAUAGAACUGUUUAUUAGACUGGACAGUAAUUCUACCUUUGUAUAAUUCUGUAGGCUACAUCACAGACUAUGAACAGUAUUUUCACAAAUACCGAAGUUAUACAUUUUCUUGGAACUACAAGUUCUGCCUGCUCCAUGGUCCCUAACCUUCUGUGGAACACAUAACAGGAGAGUGACCAGUGCAUGGCCAAAUUUCAGCUUUAUGUGUUAGGACAUUUUAGAGGCAUGUACCUGAAUAUAGGAAUCACUCUAAGCAGCAAAAUGGCUUUUUCGUUCCCCAUUAAAAAACAAAAGAAAACAAUGUCUUAUCCCCAUUUAAAAAGAAUUGAAAAAUGUGCAGAUAGGGAAGUAAGGGCACAUGAUGGAUUAAACGCCUUUCCCAUGGCCACACAGGAAGUCUGUGGCUAAGCUAGGAAUUAAACCUAGAUUUCCUCAGUCUGCCUCCAAUGUCUUGCCCCCAUUUCAGGUUGUAAAAUCUUGUUUGUUACCAAAUUCUCUGUAGGCUGAAGCAGUAAGACACUAAGUGUGAGAAUGAGCAAUAUUAGAGAAUAAAUACUAUUAAUAAUAAGUGAGAAACUGAGAAUAGUUCUGGAUCAAGCAUUACCCAUUUCUAUUGCUGUUUAAUGUCCUCUUUUUUCCUAGUUUACAUCAGCAUAAAAAUCCCCUUGGGGUAUUGUUCCUUAACCAAACUAGUUGUGCCUUUUCCUCUGGCUAGGGUUACAGUGGAGCCCAGUGCUUAGCUGUUUCCAACUGUUCUGGUUUAACAGUAAGUAACAUUAUGACUGAAUUGACAGAAAAAAUACUCUAUUUAUGCCUCUUUCACCUUACAUUUCUCAUCCAAAGUCAAAUAGAAAAAUUACAUCCAUUUCCUGUGGAGAACAUCCAUAUCUAUGUUCUCUCUUAACAUGCUCAUUUGAUUUAACAAAACAUUCUAUUUCUUUAACUGCUGCAUGACUGAAUUUUAUCCUUGGAAAUGCUGAACUACAUCAAGAGGGGCUCCAUUGAAGUGAAAACCAGACCAGGACCAGUAAAGCCAAAAGAAAGCAGUUCAUGCCCCUCAAAUAUGAAAUAAAGAGAAGCCCAUCUCUAUAGUAGGUAGAAUAUGACAAGCUAGGCAAAACCUUCCCAGUGGUCGUAGUUCCUCUCACAUAAAUAUGCUGGGUAUUGCACAGCAUGGUCACUACCAGCCCUACAUGAACAAUGCACUGCAUAAACUCUGCCCUUGUAGACUAGACAUACAGGUGUACCUGUAGGGAACUGGGAGAACAGUCACAGCUGCAGGAUGGGAAAUGCUGUGCAGGUCUCCAGCGGUGAUUCCAUCUCAGGGACUGUUGCCAUUCACUGAACUAUAGUGCUAACUCCUUCCUACUCAGGUAGGAAGUCCCACAUGUCCUAAAUUACAUUAACUUUAGCUGAAGAAAUAAACACUGCUUAAGUGGACCAGAAGAUACUUUCUAAUUUACAGAUAGAUGGUAGGGAGAAGAGCUGAACCUGCUGAUACUCUCUGUUCAAGAGUAUUUCAAAGAAAGUGAAGCCUUACUAAAGCCCAUUUCUUAUCACCUGACAACCUCUUUUGUGGAGAAUAGCCUCAAAUGGUUUUGACAGUUCUUCCAAUAAGGGAGCUUUCAUGCAAUGAUGAACAAAUAAAUACACCACAGUACACCUUUCUGUAACACUCCUCUCUUUAUUUACACGCAGGAUUUCACCACUAUCUUCCUGAGAAACUACAAAAUUCAGUUAGGUAGCAGAUAAGACAAAAACUGGAGCUUGACUCAAAAAUUAUGCAAAACUGUUAGUGUUGUGACAUUUAUAGAGAAUAAUUUCUCAUGUUUUUACUUUCUACUUAGCUCUUUAUCAGAAAAAUUCUUGCGGAAAGGUCCCCAAGUAAGGAAAGAUUGUUGAAAGCUGGUGUUCCCGCUCUGUUCUUAAAGAAGUCCAUGUUCUGUUUUGUAUCUAUUUUGCCUUGAAAUGAAGAAGAGAAAAUUCUUCAUGUGAAUCUCAAACACUUUCUGCUCCAGCCAAGUUUCAUUCUGAACAAGUGGGACACAUGGUCUCAGUGGAAGGACUUCCUAAGUUGUCUGCUCCAUCCACUGUCAGCCAGGCAGGAUUGCCCAUUUAGGCAAUCCCUACUCUGCUUUAGCCAAUUUCCUUCUGUACUCUUCUCUCACUCUGUCCCCCACGGCUGCCUUCAGCAAAAAAGACCAUUGCCUAGUUGUGCCUUUGAUAUGAAGGUAAGGAAUGGGCUGGUGGUUAGUUCAGGCUGGGAGAGUCCAGCUGCACAUAGAGCACCACAGUUUGGUCCCAGUCUUAAAGUAGGUGGGGAAAGGAAUACAUGUCAAGUGGGUGAAUGUCAGAGAGGAAUUGUAAUCUGGAAGAUUACUGUAGAGGCAAAAAGGGCUAAAUCUCUCUAAUUUUUUUUGUUGGUUUUAAUUUUUUUCUGCUAAGCAACUAAAUAUAAUUCCUGGUCUAUGCUUCCCUUUAUGUCACUUCUCCAUAAUUCUUAGCAUUUCAGUUGGGUUGCUGUCUCUUGGCUGCUUCCUCUUUUCCUGCUUUCCUAUAUUUCAUUAUUUGCCCUUCUUCCUCUUAGAGUACUUUUAUAACAGUGAGGAGGAUGUGGAAAUGUUACAAUGUGACACAGAAACUGCAGUGUCACAGCUACAGCUCUUUUGUUUCACCUCCAGGAAUGCAAAGAAGCAGAUCAGAGUGGAGAGGCAGGAGUGGAUAGCUGAGUGAAGGGAAGAGAUUUAUAAAUAGGGAAGAGAAAUGACAAAAAGUCAGAAAGUUUCCAGAUUGGUAACUUGAGAUAAUAGCUUUCCACAUAGUUAAAGAUAAUUCCAAACUGAACCAUCACUGUGUCCUUGAAUGCAUACAUACAAGCAGUUCCAGUGUAGAGGCCUCCCACAAUACUGCUGCAUCAGAGAUAUAGCCAUGAUGUGUUUUUCAACUUGCCUGUAGAAAUGAAAGCUGAGAAGAGAUCUAGACCUGUAUUGUGUACAGUUCUUAAAACUGUCUUUUCAAAACAAAAAACAAAUAAAUAAUAGAACCUCAAAUGAAAACUAUUCUUAGGGCCCAUGUAUGUAUAUGAAAUAAAUCUUUAGAAGAUAACAUGGUUGAAAAUAAGAUGCUGUAGCUCCCUUGAGAUAUCAGGCUGUUGAAAAAACUUAGUCCCAAGGACUUUCUCCAGAUGCUUCCUUGAGACAGUGGUCUAAUUUCUUAGUGGAUCAGAUUUUCCAGGGUGAUCUUUUUUCUGAUAAUCUAGUUGCAUUAGUAUCUGAAGUUGCCUCUAUAUUUUAGUUGCUUUUGUAAAAAUCCUUUGCUGAUAGACAAAGUAAUGAGUGGAAUUGUGUUUGAACACUAGUUAGACCAUAUUGGAUUAUUCUCUUCUGUACCUCAUCCAGAAAUAAAGGUUUUGAUGGGAUAAUUUCUGUGGUCUGAGUUAUAUAGGUUUCUGAUAUUCAUAAUAAUCAGUUUUGGGCUCCUUGUCACGACUUCGUUGAGUGAUUUGAGCUAUUGGAGACUAUUUAGUUUAAAACUAUUAUUUUGAAAGACUUGUCUCUUGAAGCUCCGUCAACAAGGUGUUGGCUUGGAUGAUUUGUUGUUCUAUCCAAGUUAAGAAAAUGUUUGCAUUUUGACGUAAGAUACCCAGCAUGGUGAUUGUGACUGUCUGAAGAUGGUGAUCUUGACUGUGUUUCCAGUGAGUUUCAAGUGUCAGAUUAUUGAUUCAACAGAGGUAAAAUAAUUUUAAAAUACCUUUUACACUCACCAGCCUUAGAUAUUGCUGAAGAAUUGUUCAGAAUUUGAGGAAGUCACGCCUGAGUGGAUUGCCUCUCUCUUCUGGAGUCAUGGGGAUAACUGCACUAGAAACUCAGCUAAACUUCAACUCUGCAGCAUAGUUACUUUCUGGUUUUGGAGACAUACUUCAGGACAGGAACAGGGGUUCCUAAAUUCAGUAGUUUCAAAUCACAGCUGAGGUGUGAUUGCAGAGUAGAGUUAGUAAGUGCAGGUAGGAUGCUGUAAUAUCUUUUAUAUAUAAAAUAAUUUAGUCUUAAUUUCUGACAUUUUUCUCCACAUCUUUCUGAGAAAUGGAUGUUUUUAAAAUAUUAUCUCGUUCAGCUUUUUCAGAAAGCUAGUGAAAUCUAGGUUUUUCUCUUGGCACUGCACUCAAAGACCCAAGAAAACAGUAUUCAACUUUACAAUUGUUGUAUGCCUCACAGAAGAGGUAUACAUGGUUAAGGAUGGAUUCUGUUCAGGAAAGGGAAGGUGUGCUUCUUUUUCCUGAGGUAAAAGCAAGAAAACUGCAAGCAUAAAAAAUGGUCAAGUAGUGAGGAAAGACAAGAAGUCUCUUAAAAAUUUGUACUAAACUCAGUUUGUAGACUUUCAGAAUAAUCCAGAUCUCUGAGUGCUUGGGAGUCUGCCAGCAUCAUUUGGGGUUUCUUGCCAUUUCAGCAUAGUGGAGUGAUUGCCAGAAAGGGAAUACAGGUCCCUGUAGCAAAGCAUUACCUGUGAUACACAGAAAGAAGGAAUUUAUAUUGUCCUGACAUUAUUCCCCUCAGGAGCUAGCAGGUAUGUCCAUAUUCAGAGAAUUUAUUUGAGAUUUCUUAAAAAAAAUAUUGCCUCUUCCCCAGAAGAUGUAGGUUAGGAUUUCCUUUUCCUGGAAUGCUGAGGACACUCUUAACAAGUAAACAGCAGUUUAGAUUGCAAAACUUUCUCAUAAUAUUUCUAAAAGCCAAAAAGAAUAAUCUUUAAUAGCAUCUAGAAAAAUAACUGAGCACUCAGGGUUAACAGACCUAAAGCAGGCUUCAUAACUCAGCAUCAGCUUCUUUGUGCAGUCCUCAGAGAGAAUGUCUACUUUAUCACUCAUAAAAUGAUGACUGUAUUUUAUUUGCUUUAGUCUAAAAUAAACAUUCAAUAUCCCUGUUUUGUUUUUUUCCCUGUGUCAGGUAUGGGGAGGACAGAAGACUCUGCUCAGCAAUUUGUUUUUAGACUGGGCAAGAUAAUAAAAUUUUCAUAGUGUAUUCCCUCCCAAGUGCUGAAAUGGCUGGGUUCCUCUCCAUUUCAUCCUCUGACCUCUUCUCAGAAGAGGACAUUGACAGUGCACAGCUUUGGCACGACACCCAAAAGCACCCAAACCUAAACACAGCUGCUUAGUCUAAAUUUAGAAAUACUGACCCUUUGACAGCUAUGGGGAACUAUGUACAUUUGCAUAAAAUGUUGCUCAAGGCAUCAUCAUGGCAGCUGAAUGGUCCCUGGAAAAGCCCCUGUGUCCGUUCAAUGAUAGUGAAGGCACAGCAUAUUAUUAACAUGUGUGACUUGUUACAUGGAUGGACUUGCAAGGGCCUGACUCUGAACCAGGGUAGCUCUGUGUCACUCCAGCCACAAAAAUACGGAUGUGCAAGCAGCUCACUGAAAUGGUACAUGAAAAGGGGAGGGUUUGCAAAGAAGGGCUAACUUUGCAUUCAGGGCAAGGCAAAUUUAGGUUCUCUGAAGCAAUAUACAAAAUAGCUCAUCUCCCUGCCUUUCCGUAAACUACAGAACCAAGGGUACUUCUUUGCUCCCAAGUGGUAGUUCCGUUCUUCAGGGCAGUGACUGUUGCCUUCAUCUGGAGCCUGACCAAUACACUGUGUGUGUGUUCAGAUUUCACAGGCUUUUCUCUUUGUCAAGCUCCCCCUCCAACUACACUUCACAUUAUUUAUAUGUAACUGAUCACUUUGUCUGAUCUUAACCAUGCUCCUGCACUUUUUAAGCCCUUGAGUUGUUAAGGUAUGCCCACAGAAACUCCCAGAUAAGGACAACAUCCAGCCAUUGGCAGCAUGGCUUCAUGGAAAAGCCUGACUGUCUCUUCCAUUUUUGUGGAGCUUCUGGUCUGCCUGUUGAAUCUUGGAUAUAGGCAUUCCUCUUCUCCAAAACACUAAUCUUUGAAGGUGGAUACUCCCUUCAUGUUCUCCCAGCUGCCAUGUGCGACUGACUUUAGUUAGAAUUUUGUUUCAUUAGUUUGUUCAUUAGCACCCAUAACUUUCACUAAAGCAUGCUUUAUGGGGAAUGCCUUAUAAAUGUUAAGAUAUCAUAUAUCCAAGGCUUUGCUAUUCUUGGGUAACUGUUGCUGUGUGGGGAAGAGCAUAAGCUACAAUGAUUGUGCCGGUAGACUUUGGAGAAUGCCACUUCAGAGGUUCCAGUUUCGGCACAUAAGCAUGUGUAUUCACAGACACACCUGUGUGAACUGAGGAUGUUUUCAAUUAUGGUAGUGUUUUUACCUCACUGUUGUGCAUUGUUACUUAAGGUUACUUUGCUUUUUAAAGAUUUACUGCUAAGGGUCCUUUUACUACUCCCUCAUCCUUUAAUGCCCAUGUUAAAAAAAUCUGGUGAAAGCAGAAGAGACAAAAAAUUUACGGAUGAAAAGUGCUGUUUUUACUAUAAUUUGUAAGCAAAUCUUUCUCUCCAGUUUGAAAGUGUUCCCAGUUUACUUCUCAAAGCAGAGAAGGGUCAAUAAAGUCUGUUACCAGCAAACCUACAGCAGUUCCCUUUGCUACUUCAUCAUGCAGCCAGUAAAAGAAGCAGAGCAUUUCCAAUAUAGGAAGCAUGGAUUACACAUACAUGUAGAACUUGGGAAACAGGUUUAGUAUGGCAUUUCCUGACAGUGUUCUUUCUCUUGCCUUUAAAACUUAGUUUUAUUUGUACCUCAGAUGAUGAACAUCAAGCAGCCAGGUAGUUAACUGUCCUUUGGAAAAUCAACUUGAAUCUAGUACAAAAUGUACCAGCAAGUGUCACAACAAAGACAAGAAAUAUGAACUAGACCAGCCCCUUUGGUUUGGUUACAGAUAAUUUCCUACUUAAAAGAAAUUUAGGAAGUUAUGUAAAAAGCUCAUAUCUUCAAGUGUAUAUUUGAGGGCAUUAUUUGAAUCUGUCUUUAACCAAUGCAUAUUUGCUGGUCCUUUAGAAAAUCCCUGUAGGUAACUAACAGGUGGCUACUGGGAGAAUGCACAAUGGACCAAAAGCCACUUUUUUUUAACUAGAGAGGACAUACUUUGUUAGUUGUUUUGUUCACUUGUUUGAUUCCGUACAGUUUGAUUUCUCUGCAGCCCCUAGAAAAACAUGUUGAUGUGCUUUGCAAUGCAGUGAAGCACAGUUCCCUGCUCCUUCCUCCUGAGGACAGGCUGUGCAUACUGACAGGCACUGGCGCUGGCACAUGGGCUGAGCACCUCCCCCAGACAGCAGCAGGGAGAAGUAGCAGCUAUGGGUGAUGGCAUGGGUGGAGCUCCUCACACCAGUUGUCCCAUGGGAGAUAGCUUAUCUGUGGACGCCUGUGUUUCUGGAAUAAUAUCCAUUUGAUUGAAAGCCAGAAUUAGAGUAGAGAAGAAAUUGGCUGCCAAGGGCUGAUUGGCACUUGGAGUCAAAGGAAGCAGCUUGGACCCUGCAGAGAGGAUCUCCUUAUCCAUCAGCACCAGCUUCUCUACCUGCAGCCGGUAAUAUUAAAAUAGAAACUCAGAGUGAUGAAGAGAAUGGGCGUGCCUGUGAAUUGAAUGGGGAAGAAUGUGCAGAGGAUUUACGAAUGCUUGAUGCCGCAGGAGAGAAAAUGAAUGGCUCACACAAUGGCUCAGGCAGCAAAGCUUUGUCAGGAGUUGGAGGCAUUCGACUUCCUAAUGGAAAGCUAAAAUGUGAUAUCUGUGGGAUAAUUUGCAUCGGUCCCAAUGUGCUCAUGGUUCACAAACGAAGCCACACUGGAGAACGCCCUUUCCAGUGCAAUCAGUGUGGAGCCUCCUUUACGCAGAAGGGCAACCUUCUGCGCCACAUAAAGCUGCACUCAGGUGAAAAGCCCUUCAAGUGUCACCUGUGUAACUAUGCUUGCCGCCGCAGGGAUGCCCUCACGGGACACCUGAGGACUCACUCAGUUGGCAAACCCCAUAAAUGUGGAUACUGUGGUCGCAGUUACAAACAGCGCAGCUCUUUGGAAGAACAUAAAGAACGUUGUCAUAACUACCUUCAAACCAUGAAUCUCUCAAGCAGCAUCUAUCCAGUCAUAAAAGACGAAAGUAACCAGUGUGAAAUGGCUGAAGACCUGUGCAAGAUAGGGUCAGAAAGAGCCCUCGUGCUGGAUAGACUAGCAAGUAACGUCGCCAAACGUAAGAGCUCUAUGCCUCAGAAAUUUGUUGGUGACAAAUGUUUGCCUGAUCUUCCAUAUGAUGCCAGCAUCAACUACGAGAAGGAGAAUGAACUCAUGCAGACGCACGUGAUUGACCAGGCCAUCAACAAUGCCAUCAGUUACCUGGGGGCAGAGUCCCUGCGUCCCCUUGUCCAGACACCGCCAAGUGGCUCUGAGGUGGUGCCUGUCAUCAGCCCCAUGUAUCAGCUCCACAAACCUCUCGGGGACAAUCAGAUUCGCUCCAACCUCCCUCAGGACAGCACAGUGGAAAACUUGUUGCUGCUUUCCAAAGCCAAGUCUGUCUCCUCUGAACGAGAUGUCUCUCCCAGCAACAGCUGCCAAGACUCAACAGAUACAGAGAGCAAUAAUGAGGAGCGCAGUGGAUUGAUCUACCUGACAAACCACAUAGGUGCUCAUGCAAGAAAUGGCAUCUCUAUAAAAGAAGAAAACAGGCAAUAUGAUGUCUUGAGAGCAGGUAGUGACAAUUCCCAGGAUGCCUUCAAAGUGAUCAGCAGCAAUGGGGAGCAAGUAAGGGUUUACAAGUGUGAACACUGUCGAGUCCUUUUCUUAGAUCACGUGAUGUAUACAAUCCAUAUGGGUUGCCAUGGGUUCCGUGAUCCUUUUGAAUGCAACAUGUGUGGCUACCACAGCCAGGACAGGUAUGAAUUCUCUUCCCACAUAACUCGAGGGGAGCACCGUUUCCACAUGGGUUAAGACACUGGCCUCAACACAAACACAUUGAGCCUCAACAGCUGCAUUACUGGAGCUGCAUGAGCCAUGACAGAAAUAAAGCAAAAGUCAGCUGGACAGUAAAAAUCACAAGAGAAUCAGAAGUUCAGCAAUGUUCUCCCACAAGAACAGGGAUUUCAUUUUGGUAGCAUGCAUUGCAACUCAGUUUUCUAAAAUGAGUUUUUACUGAAAAUGUUUGAUCACCAAAAACCUUUAGUAAUAUAAGUAGGAGCUUUUGUAGUCACAUUGCUGAAAGCCUUUCCCUGAACUGAUGCUUCUUGCAAGCCCCCCUUGCCAGAACUCUUAACCACGCGCAGAAUGCUCAACACAACGAGGACACAACAGGCAGCAGUGGCCAGGCUUUCUCUCUUAACACCCUGAGCAGAGGGCUCUUCUACCAGAUGUAUGUUUUUUUGACUUCUGGUAUUAUUUGACUCUUUUGAGAAGAUUGAACUCAACUAAAGAUGGAGGGACCCAUCUCAGAUGACUUCAUGGACAGCUGGGGUGGGAUGGGACCACCCCCAGCCAGAAGGUUGUGAGUUGCUUUGGUGGUAAGAAGUAGAACAUUUCCACCUGGAAGGGUGCUACUGGUAUUUACAUCACAACAUGCCUUGUUUGUGUCACUAGGCAGACAAACAGGAAUGCAAAAGAUAGAAGAAACACCUUUGUAAUAUACUCUGUGAAGUAUGAAUUGCAUUUAAUGUAUAGAAAAAGAGUAUUAUUGGCUCUUUUUGAAUAAAUAUUUUCUCUUCCUAUACAAUAAACCCCCACUUUUUGUUAAGCAACCCCUCCUUUCUCUGCAUAUAAAAGCUACAAUGUAUUUAAUUUUUCUUUAAAGUUUUAGUUAUUUAGAAAAGUAUGAUGUACAGUUGAGAAAGUAGAUAGGUAUAUGUGUGGAGAGUCUUCUAAAGCACAUUUUUCAUCUUUUUAAACUGUCUGGGAAAUAUCCAAAUGUCCCUCUCGUAGAUAUAAAAAAAAUCCCAUUUUGCUUGCACAGAAGAUGUCCUCUUGUAAAUUUUGUGGCUCUACUCAUAAGUGUUGCACUUGAUUAUUUUUAAAACACUGAGAUUAAUUAAACCAGCCAGUCAAAAUUUUCAGCUGUCUUCUUUUUUCCUGGAAUUUGCCAUUUAAUGAGGGACCAAGGUCCACAAGCUGUGGAGAGCCUUUACUUCCUACCCAACCAGUCAUUUAAUGAAGUGCUUUGAGUUACUUUUCCUUCAGUAGAACUAAUCUUCAGAUUAAAAAAAAAAAAAAAAAAAAAAAAAAAGUUGGUUUUUGCAGAAUGGAGACCAGAGGCUGCAGCACUUUGCAGAAAGCAGAAAAGUCCACCAAAAUCUUUCUCCAUGGUGGGUUCUGCUGCAGGUACUGUAGCUUCAGUUAGAAUCAAAACUUCUGCGAAUAGAUUUUAACUCCAAACACAUCUGAUAAAAAACCUCUUUUUUAAUGCUUCUACUCAGCUUCUUCUUCCAAAUAUUUAAUUUCUGUCCCUGAACACCCUCAUGCUUUAAGACUGGGUAAAAAUUUUUUUGCAGCUGCAUAAAAAUAUGUAAUUGGUUCUGCAUUAUUUCCUGGGCAACAUUCAUAAAAAUGACCCAUCUUAUUAACUGAAUUUAUAAGUACUUCCACUCUGCAUAAGGAAUGCACAUUUUACAAUAAACACAGUCAAAUACCAAACAAGACUAGCAGUCUUGUCAUACAUUCACACAUUUUCCACUCACAAGUGCACACAAGCACAUGUAUUUACUGUAAAACAGAUUCAAUGGGACCAUGAACUGCUUGUACCUCGGCCAGAGUGGCCUGAUAUUACACUUGCAGCUAUAUUUGAUAAAUAUUUCCUAUAUACACAUACUGUUACAGGCAUGCCGAGUUCCUUCUUCUGCUUUCACUUUUGCAGGUGUAGGUCAGGAGAAACAACACUGAAGCUGAGGAAGGACACUGAUGAAAAAAUGAAUCACAAAUGUGUGCUUGUACAACCUCAAGCCUUGGCUGUUCAUGCCAGCUGUGAGGUGCUUGCUUCACUGAACAUGUGAGCAUGGUGGUCUUUUUACACUGAACCUGCCGGAGUGCCUGACAUUGUGGUGGCUUUGUCACCAGAGAUGAAUACUGGGUAGGAAUGCCCACAGACGCAUGCAUACAUCCACAGCAGGGAAAGCACAUUACUAGUACAUCUUAUGCCCCAAAAAUGAGCAGCAUGAACUACAGACUCUAUUCCCACAUUAGAGCUCAGUUACUUUAAAGGACUUUAUUGAUGCCCUCUACUCCAGCAUUAUAACUAUAAUGAGACUUUAUCACUUGUUACCUUCCAGCCCAAGAUCCUGUAAGGGGGGGGGGGCACCAGGAAUCCCUGGACACGUUCAUGCCCCAGCCAUGGUCUUGUCAUCAAUGCCUGCUACAGGUUCAGCUUCAAGACAGACUGUACUUGGCAACAAGGUGUUACCAAAUAUUUUGUAUAGGAAUGAUUUGAAGAGGACUUUCCAGGGGGUAACUUACAUGGAUGAGUUUAAUUUAAUUUAUACUUUUCUUUAAGUACAGCUGGAAUGGGUUCAUUUUUCAUAGCUAGUAGAUAUACACUCAGCUGUUCUUAACCCUCUCCAAUUUUGAUUGAUGCCAAAUGAGAGGGGACAAAGUAAUUUCAAAGCCCUGCUGCAAUGUCCUGUGUGAGAUCAGACAUUGGCUGUACGUAAAUGUUCUGCUCUUACUGCUCUUAGACCUCCUUUCUGUUCUUCUUAGGUUUAGUAACUAUAUCCCCCAUGUCAUAUUUUUUUCAACCCUUUAUUUUAAGAUUUCCCCAGCUAUACAGGGUAGGGAGAUGGCAGCUCACUCAGGUGGUUUUGUUUCUUUGUCUUUACCUAAAACUGAUACAAAUAAAGCCACAUUAAUGAACCCUUGUGUAAGCAAGCACAGCUCCAGUUGUGAGUUGAAGUGUACCUCAAACACAGCUUUGAAAGGAGAUUACUAAUUCCUGUGUAGGUUUACUGCCUUCACCACAUCUCUGUGCACAUGCACUCAUGUCUGAGUCCCUGUGUCUUUCCUCUUGUUGACAUGCACAUGCCCUCUCUGUGGCUUUGUGUAUCAUUUUUUAUAUACAUUUGUAUGUGUACAUAUAUCUAAAAUGGUUUGUAUGACAUGAUGAUGCACUGUCACUCACAGUGGGUUUGUUUCCUGGCUCUGGAGUUUUCCUAUUUAUACUAUAACAGAAUAUGUUGAUGUUGUAUAAUAAACAGUACAGUAGUAUAAGUAUAUUAAGACACGGUGAUUCAGGGCAUAGUCUAAAGGCAGAGUAAAUGGCAUUUUCUGUUCACUAAAGGGAUUUUUCAGGUGUUCUUUUUUCCUGUGUUUUUCUCUUUCGAACAAAAUCGUCUUCAAUUUGUUUAGAAACAAGUGGUUUAUUAAUUUUAUUUAUGAACAUAUGCAAGGACGGCAUGAAAAUAGGAUGUUGUGUAUGUGUACAUUGAAACAAACUGUGCCCUCAGAAAAGUUUAGUGUAAUCUUUUUUCUCUUUUUUUGCUAUGGUGCAAUAACCUGAUAUGGCUUAGUUGACCUUUAAAAGGAGUAAAUAUGUGAGUGGUUUUAAGUUUAUAUCUGUUUUAAAAAAGUAAAAAAUAAUUACUUCCCAUUUUUUCCCGAGGCAUUGCCUUUUCUAAUAGAAUAAAUUGUAUUUACACCUUU